AUGAUUGCCUUCGUUGCCUUGCUAUGUUUUGCUGCAGUGCUGCAACAAUCUUCUGGAACUGUUGAUUUUGCUUCUGAGUCAGCUAACAAAAGAGAAACACAAAAGGAGAUUCUUGACAAGCACAAUGCUUUACGGAGAUCAGUGAGACCAACUGCUAGAAACAUGCUACAAAUGGAAUGGAAUUUUAAUGCUGCUCAAAAUGCAAAACGUUGGGCAGACAGAUGUUCUUUUGAUCACAGUCCACGACAUUUAAGAACUGUGGGAAAAUUAAAAUGUGGUGAAAAUCUAUUUAUGUCGAGUCAUCCUUUCCCAUGGACUAGAGUCAUUCAAUCUUGGUAUGAUGAAAACAAAAAUUUCAAGCAUGGCGUUGGAGCAAACCCACCAAAUGCUGUUAUUGGCCAUUAUACUCAGAUAGUUUGGUACAGAAGUUACCUUCUUGGUUGUGCUGCUGCCAGAUGUCAUUCAUCCUCAUACAACUACUACUAUGUUUGUCACUAUUGCCCAGCAGGAAACAUCAUAGGUAAAAUUGCUACUCCAUAUAAAUCCGGCCCACCUUGUGAGGACUGUCCUUCGGCUUGUGUCAACGGACUAUGCACAAAUCCUUGCAAACAUAUCGAUCGGUACACAAACUGCGAUAGUUUGGUGCAACAAAUUGGCUGCCAGAAUAAUAAUAUGAAGUCAGAUUGCCCUGCUUCUUGCUUCUGCCACAAUGAAAUAAAAUAGCAGAUCUCUCAUUCAAUGUUUGUUAUCUCUGCCUGAAAAAUCUAAAUUCCUAUUAAAAUCAUGGCAUCUUUUAGUAUCAGGAAAUUCUUACUUUACAUUUGAUUUCAUAUACUUUGCAUGAAUGUCCUAUGAAUGUCUAAGAGAAAUGUGAGCAGGAGUAGAGGCUAGGGAUGAAAACUGUAAGUUCAAAGGAUCACAGGAAAAACCACAGGCCUAUGUAGCAUCAAAAAAGGGCCACAAUGCAAGGUUGAUUAAAAAAAAAAAAAUACUGAAGGCCUGAAAAUAACAUCACCAAAA
Messenger RNA from Protobothrops mucrosquamatus (brown spotted pit viper), 1020 nucleotides. Its product is annotated as serotriflin. Gene Ontology annotation, cellular component: extracellular region. The transcript is spliced from 7 exons. Bases 1 to 723 code for a protein of 240 amino acids. NCBI's taxonomy places the organism in Eukaryota, Metazoa, Chordata, Lepidosauria, Squamata, Viperidae. The record is from RefSeq and is a predicted model, not a curated record.